AUGUGGGAAAGGUCAGAGUCUCUAAAUGAUUUCGACAUCAGUGUUUCUUUCUUUCGUAAAUUUUCCUCCUCUUUCACUGAUUGGUUAUUCUCUUUUUUUUUUCUAUUUCUUUCAUUUCUUCUUCCUUUUCAAUCUUCAUUUUUCUCUUUUCUUUCUUCAUUUAUUUUUGUAGGCGACUCUCGAAUUUCUCGCUUUCUUUUCUUUGUUUUUUUUUUCAGCUUUAAUAAAACCGAAACAUGUUCGAUUGAUAAAAAUUUCUUCUUUGUUCCCUAUAUUAUCUUUCUUAAUUGGUUCCAUUGUUUCUUUAUCAUUUACUCUUUCUUUCUUUCUUCAUUUAAUUUUCUAUAUAUUGCUUUUCUUUCCCUUUUCAUGUAUAUAUUUUUCCUUCUUUUAUCUAUUUAUAUAUUCACUUAUUUAGCUUUUGCUCUUCUUUCUUUCGCUCUUGUUGUAUUUCUAUAUUUCUUUCUUUCUUUCAUGUUUGUCGAUUUGUUCCUUCGUUUCCUCUUUUCUGCUCAUCAUUACUUGUUUGUAUGUUUCUUUCUUGCUUCAUAUCAUUAUGUCCCUUUUUUUAUUUAUAUCACUCUCAACUAUUCCAUCAUUCAUUACGUUUUAUUUCUUCUCAAGCAACACACAACGCCAUUAUUUCUUUUUUCGCUUUUUUAUUUAUUGGUUGUCUGUCCGUUCUUCCUAGCACAUUUUCCUCAUUCAAUAUUUUUUUUGUCGUCUUCAUUUUUCACUGUCUUUUUCCUUCCAUCAAUUCACCCAUCAACUUAA
Molecule: messenger RNA, 774 nt
Organism: Acanthosepion pharaonis
Lineage: Eukaryota; Metazoa; Mollusca; Cephalopoda; Sepiida; Sepiidae
Source: the annotation of a GenBank genome assembly